AUGUCAAAAAUGUGCUUGAUAUCACCUCACUGGCAGACUCGGAUCAAAGGCGUGCCACCAACUAGAUUUCCUCACAGCCUAUCAGUCGUAGAAAACAAAGCGUUUACGGAGCAGAACAAAGUAUUCAGUGAAGAGCUUCUCAAACAGCUUGAACGUCAAGUGAAACGGAACCAUAACACGGAAGUUCGCUUUUAUGAAACGCUGGAGAAAUACAAUGUGGACGACAUCCCUAUACCCAAGUUACUACUCUCAACUCUCCACAUAUUGUAA
Messenger RNA from Cooperia oncophora, 270 nucleotides. Lineage: Eukaryota; Metazoa; Nematoda; Chromadorea; Rhabditida; Trichostrongylidae. The record is from the annotation of a GenBank genome assembly.